Messenger RNA from Symbiodinium natans, 303 nucleotides. Lineage: Eukaryota; Dinophyceae; Suessiales; Symbiodiniaceae. The record is from the annotation of a GenBank genome assembly.
AUGGACACCAACACAUCGGCAGCGCUGAUGUUAGAGCGACAGGCUUCCGACACUUCCUCUGGAUGCGCAGACAAGAACUGGCAAUGCUACGGCUGGGCACGCCUGGGCUACUGUUCCAGCAACGCGGCAUACAUGCGGAGCAAUUGCCGCCGCAGUUGCAAUGUAUGCGGUGGCAAUGGUGGUGGCAGGCAGGACUGUAAAGGAAUCAACGAGCCCUGCUGGAUCAACGCGCAAUGCUGCUCCGCUCGAUGCGCUAUGCCUACUUAUCACUGCCGACCAGUCGGAGGACCUGGAUUUCGAUGA